UGAUCCCGCAUAGCGCAGGUUGCGUGCGCUACCGUCGCUUAGCCCUCUCCAUCACCCAGGUCAGACAUUCUGCUAUAGCGUGGGGACUGCCGUUUAAUUCGACUGACGUUACGCCAAAGAUCGGAAGCGGCAUGUGAAAGAAUCCUGGAAGACCGCGACUAUCACCAAGGGACAGAAAAGACGAGCAGCCGUCGUUCGACCUGUCAUUAGCAGAGUCAUGGCCAAGGGGAAAAAGGCGGUGGACAGUUCAGAGGACAAGCUCGUGGUGAAGCACGGCGAACCUGACUUCGCCAAGGGCUCAGUGCAGAACCAUCUGGAGCAACAGAAACUCUCGGUGUGUAACAAGCUUUGUUUCGCUAUCGGCGGGGCCCCUAACCAGGUCGCCGGAAGUGCCAUUGAUUUUUUCCUACAGAUAUACCUGCUGGAUGUUGCACAGAUAAUUCCUUUCCAGGCCUCCAUGGUGUUGUUCAUCGGUAAAGCCUGGGGUGCAGUUUCUGACCCUAUUGUGGGGUUCUUUGUCACUAAAAGCAGGUGGACAAGAAUUGGCCGACUCAUGCCAUGGAUGGUGGGCUGCACCCCAUUUGUGGUAGUGUCCUACUUCUACUUGUGGUUUGUCCCGCCUUUCUCCAGUGGAAGGUUCAUCUGGUAUCUUGCUUUCUACUGCCUCUACCAAACACUUAUCACAUGUUUCCAUGUUCCUUACUCUGCUCUGACCAUGUUCCUGAGCACAGACCAACGGGAGAGAGACUCAGCUACAGCCUACCGAAUGACUGUGGAGGUUCUGGGGACGUUGCUUGGUGCAGCCAUCCAGGGACAGAUUGUAGCAAGUGCUCACACGCUGAAGCACUGUUCCCAUCGCAACAUUUCAGCUGGACACCUGGGAAACAGCAGCGGGGCAGAGGUCAUCAGAAGUGUGGCACUGUCCUACGACUUCAUGUCACAUGCAAAAGAGGUGUACAUGAUUGCUGCAGGUGUGAUUGGAGGACUGUUUCUCAUCUGCACAGUGGUGAUGUUCCUGGGAGUCAAAGAGAGAGAUGAUCCUUAUGCACCGAAAACUGAGAAGCCCAUUCCUUUCCAUAAGGGCUUUGUGCUGGUGAUGAAGCAUGGGCCAUAUCUCACACUCACGGCUGCUUUUCUCUUCAUAUCCGUGGCAAUCCAGCUGGUACAGAGCAACUUUGUGUUGUUCUGCACAUAUGCUGUGGACCUUCGUAAUCACUUUCAAAACAUAGUCCUGACAAUCCUGAUGUCUGCAGCUGUAAGCAUCCCUUUCUGGGAGUGGUUUCUGCAGAGGUUUGGCAAGAAAACGGCGGCAUUCUGCGGCAUUACGUGGUUCAUACCCUUCACCAUGAUGCUGGUGUUCAUCCCUAACCUGGUGGUGGCUUACAUAGUGGCCGUGUCUUCCGGACUCAGUGUAGCUGCAUCGCUGUUGUUACCAUGGUCGAUGUUGCCAGAUGUGGUGGAUGACUUCCGACUGGCCAACCCCAGCUCGAAGGGCCAUGAGGCCAUCUUCUACUCCUUCUACGUUUUCUUCACCAAGUUUGCAGCUGGCAUCUCUCUGGGCGUAUCCGCACUCUGUUUACAGUUCGCAGGCUAUAACACAGGCGCGUGCAGACAGCCUCCACCCGUGGCCUACACCUUGAAGCUGCUGAUCGGUGCUGCCCCAGUGGCUUUUAUCAUCACUGGCCUGAUGAUCCUCCUGCUGUACCCAAUCAGUGAAGAUAUCAGACAGCGAAACAAACUAGCCCUGGAGGAGCUCAGGAACCAGACUAUAAUUUGUGGAUCCGACAAAGAAGACUUCAAUAGUAUAUAGAAUCUUCAAACCGCCCAGAAUGAGAUUCCAGCCUGCCUCUGGGAUGAGACUUGUUAGUGUACAUUACACUGUGACAAACCUAACCUACUGCAUUUUAAAGUAAACAUCUUCUUUGUUUCUGUGUAAUAAAUUGUAAUGUAUGGCAAGGAAUAUAUACAAUAUGCUAUAACUAAUUUAUAUAAAUGAAGGGACUGUAUAUUUCUUUUUUAAAAAUAAGCUAUGAUGUGAUGUAUUUAGAUCUCAGAAAUUAAUAUUUAUAAAUAGCUUGAUUUUAAGCUCAAUAAAUAACAAUAUAUUGGUGGUCAUAA
Electrophorus electricus (electric eel) is the source of this 2118-nucleotide messenger RNA. It is a transcript of the gene mfsd2b, whose product is annotated as MFSD2 lysolipid transporter B, sphingolipid. NCBI's taxonomy places the organism in Eukaryota, Metazoa, Chordata, Actinopteri, Gymnotiformes, Gymnotidae. Gene Ontology annotation, molecular function: sphingolipid intramembrane carrier activity; symporter activity. The record is from RefSeq and is a predicted model, not a curated record. Gene Ontology annotation, biological process: lipid transport; carbohydrate transport. Gene Ontology annotation, cellular component: plasma membrane.